This is a messenger RNA of Exophiala xenobiotica, 1551 nucleotides long. RefSeq lists its product as uncharacterized. The record is from RefSeq and is a predicted model, not a curated record. The transcript has a single exon. Gene Ontology annotation, molecular function: monooxygenase activity; oxidoreductase activity, acting on paired donors, with incorporation or reduction of molecular oxygen; heme binding. Bases 1 to 1551 code for a protein of 516 amino acids. NCBI's taxonomy places the organism in Eukaryota, Fungi, Ascomycota, Eurotiomycetes, Chaetothyriales, Herpotrichiellaceae.
AUGUUUGGAAUACUUCUGGCAAGCAUUGUGCUGUGUGCCAUAUUCGCGAGGGCCGUCCUCGUCCCUUUGAUCACCUACUGGCAGGAUCCUAAAGGGUUGCGUCGGUUUCCCAGCGUCUCGUGCGCUGCUUUCACAAAUCUCUGGGGUGUGGUGCAUCAGUAUCGCUCGACUCGGACACUUGCGAUCCAUCAAGCACAUCUCAAGCUUGGAAGCACCGUCCGCGUCGGGCCCACCCACGUUUCAUUCUCGACAUUUGAUGCUGUCAAGGACAUGUACGGGCACGGCACGCCUGCCAUCAAGGAUAAUUUCUACGGAGCGUUCGUGUCCACACAUCUCAAUGUCUCGGACGCUCAAGAGAAGGCCGUCCACAAUGUCAAGAGGAAGAGGUUUGCUACGGCAUUUGCCCAAAAGAACAUUGUGGAAUUGGAAACCGUCUUUUCUCGGCACCUCAGUCAAUUGAUCCAUCUCCUAGACAAGACGAGCGAUACUACCACUGCCAAUAGUGGCCUGGAGGGGGUGGUGGACAUGAAGAGCAUGAUGCUCGGCCUGAUGUACGACUCAAUCAGCGUACUCCUUUUCGGAGUCAAUCCGGGCUUCUUGGAAAGAGGCUCAACGACCACCACCGCCGAGACCAUCCGGGGAAAGCUCUACCAGGCCGACAUCCACAAGUCGCUCUGUGGAUCUCUGCGUGUGUCCACGGCACUUGGCUGGGCACCACAGUCGAUACCGUUCAUCAAAUCUCUCACCAGUUGGCACGACGAGUGGCAGCACGGCAACCAGCUCCGCGACAUUACGAUCCAUCUGACGAGGAAAAGGCUACUAGCGGAAACCGAUCGGACCCAACGCGGCCUGAAGCCCAUCGACGACUUUAUGAGCGCCCUGCUCUGGGACAAGAAGUCUCAGGAGCCGUUGUGCCUUGAAUUCGGCGAGAUCCUGACCGAAGCUCAGAAUCUGUUCAAUGCCGCCGGGGAAAACACCGAGAUCGCUCUGACAAAUAUCAUCUGGCUACUGGCGAAAAGUCCACACGCCGUCAAGAGACUCCGCGAGGAGUUGCAACCAGCCUUUGAGAACGCAGGAGACGGGUUGGCUCUGCCCAGUUACCAUGACAUCCAGCACCUGCCUUACCUCCGGGCAUGCAUCGACGAGGGCAUCCGACUCAGACCAUCCCUCCCCGUCGGCUUGCCCAGGUUGAUCCCGCCUGGUGGCAUGCAGAUUUCUGGAGAGUGGUUCGACGAAGGCACCACCGUGUCGGUGUCAACCUACACCCUGCACAGGGACGAGAAGAUAUUUGGAGAAGCUGCAGAUGAGUAUCGACCCGAGCGUUGGCUGGACAAUAACAGCAUACAACGAGCGUUUCUGGGCUUUUCGCAGGGUGGCCGAGCGUGUAUUGGGAGGAAUAUCGCCUACUUUGAGAUGUCCCUGACCAUUGCCACACUCUUCUGGAGAUAUGACUUUGAACUCUCCUCCCCGGAUUGGGAAUUGCCAACCAUUGAGACGUUGAGUGGUCAUACGGGUCCAUUGCCCGUUCGUAUCACCAGGAGGGCUGUGUAG